Messenger RNA from Hemibagrus wyckioides, 1099 nucleotides. RefSeq lists its product as uncharacterized. The record is from RefSeq and is a predicted model, not a curated record. The coding region runs from base 30 to 827 and encodes 265 amino acids. The transcript has 4 exons. Lineage: Eukaryota; Metazoa; Chordata; Actinopteri; Siluriformes; Bagridae.
AGACCUUGAAUGAAAAUGUCUUGGAGGAGAUGGCCUCAAAGAUGAUGACUUCAAAGAAAACUGAUGAGGUUGAGAUGUCCCUGAAGGAGACCGCCAUGAAGCUUAAGGCCCCAGAGGAAAUGUCGCUAGAGACUACUGCCCUAAUGGUAAAGGCAUCAAAGCUAAAGGCCCCAAAGAAGACAUCUUCAAAGACAACUGCUGACGUGGAGAUGACCGCAGAGGUGACAGUCGAGGGGGCAAUGGUUACAAAGAAGAUGACCUCAAAAAUAAGGGCCCCAAAGAAGACGACUUCAAAACAGAAAGACCUGAAAGAGCUGGACAUGCAGGAAAUGGCUAAGGAUGAGAAUGCCCUGAAGGAGACUGUUUUGAAGAAGGACCUGGAAGAGGCAUCUAAAAAGGAGAUAUCCAGGAAAAACAAGGUUAAGAAGGAGACGGAUCCAGAGGAGAAGUCCCUAAAGGAAGUGGACGAGGAGACGACUUCAACAAAAACAGUCCGAAAGAAAACAGCUGCAAGAGUGAAGGCACUGAAGGAAAUGCCUGAGAAAGAAGUCCUGAAAGAGACAGUUUCGAGAAAAAGGGCCUCAAAAGAAAAAGCACCCAAGCAGAAAGCUGAGAAGAACCCAAGUGAAGAUGAGAUCCAUUUAGACGAACAUUUUGUUCAGCCGCCAGAAACAAAGAAUUCCUCAGAUGCAGCACAGGCACCAGGAAAAGCCCAAAAGGCUGUCAAAUCUCCAGUAGAGAGUAAUCCUGAAACAGUGCGUCGUUCGAAAAGGAACACGGAAAAGAAUCCAAUUCCCGAAAAAACAACCCGCUCCAGGCGGAGAUGAUCGUCCAAGGAUGGAAUUGUGUGUUCCUGCUCACACUGUUAGAGACUGCCAGGAUAUUCCAAGGCCAAAGAAAGAACUGUGUGUGUGUUUAGUUAUUCUGUGUUUUUGUAAUUCAACACAUUUAUAAUUCUGACCGUCCUGAACGAUGUGUAUAAAGUUGUAUAAAUUACCCUAGAAAAAUAAAGGAAUAUUCCUCAACAUGCUCGAACGUACGUAUGAACAGAGGGUCUGAUGUAAUGCUGUGUGUAUGUUGCAUUAGAAUUUAUACGAUG